Perca flavescens (yellow perch) is the source of this 2368-nucleotide messenger RNA. Its product is annotated as SH2 domain-containing protein 1B. Gene Ontology annotation, biological process: regulation of immune response; regulation of signal transduction. NCBI's taxonomy places the organism in Eukaryota, Metazoa, Chordata, Actinopteri, Perciformes, Percidae. The record is from RefSeq and is a predicted model, not a curated record. Bases 1149 to 1613 code for a protein of 154 amino acids. The transcript is spliced from 9 exons.
CAAGCAAUCGAGCGUGGUAAAUAUUGAGUGCAUGCGUCUAACUAGCUUUUCCCAGUCUAACAAUCCCUCUGAGACUUUUAUGGCAAAAGUCACCAACAAAGUCCUUAACACCACCGCCGCCGUUUGUUUCUGUAGCCCAGAGCGUAUUUUUGAAGUUGAAAAAAGUUUUUUCAACUUUCUUUUCCGCUCUGCCUCUUUGUUCAUUCUCUAGAUUGCUCGACUGCUUUGUUUUAUCCAGCAGCGCUCCACAUAGCACUCUUGGACACUGUAGCAGUGGACGGUACAAAAAGACGCUCUUGGCUGCUUUUUGGGACUACAAAAGCUAAAGACGCCACGUGUGAUCAGGGCCGAGCAGGUGACACUGGUAUUCCAGGUGUCUCACUGCCAGACUUACUGGUCUAGUCGGACCUCUGUGAAGUUUCUGCCACUGUGCAGCCGGAUGAAGACGACCCCCCAGCGGAGGUACUGGUUCCACGUCACCAUGUCCACUCUGUAGAUCAGCUCUGCCAGAAGAAAUGACACAAAUUCACCUCCAAUGGCAGCGUGGCCGUGGUGCUGAAGAAGACUUGGGUCUGACCGAGCUGCAGCAGGGUCUCCUUCCAUUGGCUGACAUCGUAACCUGCAGGUUUGCUCCUACAAAUCCAGCCAGGUGAGCUCCCAGACUAACGCCGAUGAGGUGCACUGAAGUCAGAGAGGCUCCUUCCUCCUGCAGACACACAGUAUUAAAAAUCAUUAAAAUCACCGUCAUAUUCAAGGUUUAAAAGUCCAAGGUCUCGAUUAAAAGCUUCACGCUGUCUGACUGGAAAUGCUGGGGUCAACUCUUUGUCUGAGCAUGAGGAUCCCCAGCACAGCCAGGAGUCUGCAGGGCAGCAUCCUUCCUACGACCACAGAGACCUAGAAGGAAACGAUGGGAGGUGAAGACGGAGAGAAGGAGCUCUGAAUGCAGAGUGAAGGAGGGACUGACUGAACGAGGGAGGGAUUGUUGUGAGAGACCCUCCAGACCUCAGUCAACUAAAGCAGCAUCUUCAUCUGGACUUUCUGUUGGCAGCUGUUCUCCCAUCUCCGCGGGGAGUGCACACAGCUACUGUUCUCAGACAUGAAGCUGUCCUGAGACGAGUUUGCUCAGCGGUUUUUUGGUGGAUGUCGCCAUGGCAGCAGCUCUGCCUGUAUUUUACCACGGCGCCAUUUCCAGGACCGAGUGUGAGGAGCUGCUGGGGAAGAAGAACAAGGACGGAGCCUACCUGAUCCGAGACAGCGAGACCAUCCAGGGAGCCAUGUGUCUGUGUGUUUAUAAACAGAAGGUGGUGUAUACCUACAGACUGCUGCAGACACACACUGGAAACUAUACUCUCAUGACAGCGGGAGGUUUGGAUGAGACAUUUUUUAAGAAUUUGGACGACCUGGUCCGUCACUAUAAAAGGAAGAACCAGGGCCUGGCCAUGCACCUUCGUCACUCUGUCAAAAGAAAGACAGCCUUGUUGAUCCAGCCCCCAAAACGUCCUGCUCCACCUGAUCCAAGUGAGGCACAAGAGAAGCAGGCGCCUGUACCCGAAGAAGAUCAUGACUAUGAGAAUGCUCCUGACUCAGAAUACGUCGAAGUGUUGCCUGAUUGAACAACUUUAACACAUUAGGAGAGUGGAAAAGACAUUUUCUCUGAACUAUGGGCACUUAAAAAAGUUCACAGACUGGAUCGAAUUCAGAAUAAUGAAUACGGAACUUGGACAAACGUGCGGAAGAAGAGGGCUCUUCAUCUGCUUGCAUUCCUGUAAUUACGAGUGGAGAGGUUGGUCGCUCAGACCGAAAUAUCUCAACAACUGUUGGAUGGAUUACCGUGAGAUCUGGUUCAGACGUUCGUGAUCCCCAGAGGAUGAACUGUUAUCACUUUGUCUUCAUCUUUUAACAUUAUCUGCUCCAAUCUGCUGCGAUUUGCUAACCGGCACAUGCAUGCCCAGACUGUAUGUGAAUGGUCUGUGAUAUAAGUUAUCGUUUUCAUUUAAAAAACACUGCUUUAAAAUGAAAACGUAUUAGUUUGGAUGUAGCCUUUAAGCUACAUCGCGAAGAUCGGUUUUGUUUCGUUUGGCGUCGCUUACGGCCAUAAUUGCAGGUGUGUUUCUGGAUCUCCAUUGUUGUUGCUUGUGUUGAUUGUGGUGAAGCACCACUAAACCUCAGCGCAGCCUCACAGGGCUGCAGACUCUUGUUCUAGCGAUAAAUAAUAUCUUGUAUUUCUGCUGCUGCUGCUUUGCGGCUGUACAUGUAUCUGGGAGCUAUUUCUGUUCAGCUGAAGAGCAUUAACGGGAUAUUUUUUACACACCAUCGUGUGAAACAUCGGAUUCUGAUUAGAUGCAUGUCAUCAUUUGCAUAUGACCAG